AUGUCAACUUCAGCUUUGCCCUCCUCGCAGCCUCCUCAGCGCUUGGCCGCCAACCCGCCAUUCCGACACGAGCACGUCGGAUCCUUCCUUCGUCCAAAGGCGCUUCUCGAGGCCCGGGCUGCCCUUGCCGCUGGCAAGAUCAGCGCGGCGGACCUCCGCAAGGUCGAGGACGAGCACAUCAAGGUACACGUCGAGCGGCUCCUGGCCGAGGGCGUACCAGACAUCACAGAUGGAGAGUUCAGAAGGCAAUACUUCCAUAUUGACUUCUUGAAAAUGCUACAAGGGUGCGAUGUAAAGGAAGGUGUCCUCGAAAGCAGCGGAAAGCAUGUGCCACCGACCAUGACAGUCACCGGCAAGAUUAAGCACUCGAAGAACAUUGAGGUCGACAACUUCAACUACCUCAAGACUCUUGUACCAGCUGAACAGCACGCCAACAUCAAGAUCACUAUUCCUUCACCCACCAUGUUGCACUUCCGAGGUGGAAGGAAGGGUAUCUCACAGGAAGCUUACCCCGAUUUGGAUGACUUCUUCGCCGACUUGGCUGCCGCUUACCGAGAGGAGGUUCAGGCCCUGUACGACGCUGGGUGCCGCUACCUGCAGAUGGAUGACACCAACCUUGCCUACCUGACGGACCCGAAGAUGAGGCAGGAUGCAGCUGCUCGAGGAGAGGAUGUUGAUGCCCUGCCAUCUCGCUACGCUAAGCUCAUCAAUGCUUCCUUCGCGAACCGACCCGAGGACAUGGUCAUUGGCAUCCACCUCUGCAAGGGUAACUUCAAGUCGCAAUUCUUUGCUGCCGGUUCGGAGGAGGGCUACGCCCCCAUCGCCAAGGCCCUCUUUGGCGAGCUCAACGUCGACGUCUACUUCCUCGAGUGGGAGGAUGAGCGUUCCGGCAAGGACUUCAGCGCUCUCGCGGGCCACCUCAGCGAGAACAAGACUGUCGUACUCGGUCUGGUUUCUACUAAGCUGGCCACCAUGGAGGACAAGGCAGCGCUCGUCGCAAAGAUUCACGAUGCGGCAAAGUACGCUCCUGGAGGUCUGAAGCAGCUCGCCAUUUCCGGCCAGUGCGGUUUCUCAAGCACCCACCACGGAAACGCCAUCACCGAGGAGGACCAGUACAAGAAAUUGAGGCUGCUCAAGGAGGUCGCUGAGGAGGUCUGGGGAUCAAAGUAA
Messenger RNA from Microstroma glucosiphilum, 1170 nucleotides. Its product is annotated as UROD/MetE-like protein. The transcript is spliced from 3 exons. The coding region runs from base 1 to 1170 and encodes 389 amino acids. Gene Ontology annotation, molecular function: zinc ion binding; 5-methyltetrahydropteroyltriglutamate-homocysteine S-methyltransferase activity. The record is from RefSeq and is a predicted model, not a curated record. NCBI's taxonomy places the organism in Eukaryota, Fungi, Basidiomycota, Exobasidiomycetes, Microstromatales, Microstromataceae.